Ooceraea biroi (clonal raider ant) is the source of this 3942-nucleotide messenger RNA. It is a transcript of the gene TBCD, whose product is annotated as tubulin folding cofactor D. Gene Ontology annotation, molecular function: beta-tubulin binding; GTPase activator activity. The record is from RefSeq and is a predicted model, not a curated record. Gene Ontology annotation, cellular component: lateral plasma membrane. Lineage: Eukaryota; Metazoa; Arthropoda; Insecta; Hymenoptera; Formicidae. Gene Ontology annotation, biological process: bicellular tight junction assembly; tubulin complex assembly; adherens junction assembly.
AUGGUGUUGAAUGACUAUCCGGAGCCGGAAAGGGUGGGAUGUGGCUUCAGUGCGUUCAGGGAAAUAGACGAAGUGACCGCUUUGAUAGCGGAAUUGAGAAAGCCAGACCUGUCGCCCAGUCUCGUCGAGAGGAACAGGGAUCGUUUUAACUUCAUUCUGUCACAGUAUCAGGACCAACAUCAGCUCCUGGAUCCGUAUCUCGAGAGGAUUCUGGGUUCCCUGUUGUCGAUUAUCAAAGAUGACAACUGUACAGAAAGCAUCAAGCACAACACGUUCAAAUAUCUAUUUAUCAUCAUGUCUGUGAAAACGUACAAAAAGAUUGUCACUUAUCUUCCGCACGAGGUGGUAGACCUUUUACCUGUACUAAGGAUGCUUGAAAAGCAAGAUCCAAAUGAUGUGGAGACUUGGGAAACCAGAUAUGUUCUCCUCGUAUGGUUAUCCAUUAUCUCGAAAAUACCAUUUCCCCUCUCUCGCCUCGAGAUGUCUGAGAAUGUAGAUUUGGAGCAAACUAUUGUUGUCAGGAUUUUAAAAGUAUGUAAAUUGUAUUGCUUGUCUAAAGAUGCAUGCGCCGUGGCAGCAGUGUUUUUAAUAGCAAAUUUUUUAACAAGGUCAGAUGUCAAGAAAUUAUAUCUGGAGGAAAUGAUUAUGUGGUGUCUAAAAUGCAUAGAAAAUGAUCCUUUGAGGCAUGGACCUUUGGCUGUAAUAGCCUCGAUAUUGAAACACAGUGCCAGAGAAGAUGUUAAGCCGUACAGCCAAAUGCUUCUCGAUAAUAUGUUGAAGCUUCGUCUAAGUGACAAUCCUGCAGAUCUUAUUAGGAAAUUUGGCAUAAAAGUUGUUCAGCGCAUAGGUUUGGUAUUGUUGAGGACAAAAUUAGCAUCCUGGCGCUAUCAAAAGACAAGUCGGCCGAUAAACAUUAUGCCUAAUAUUAAAGAUAAUAUAGAUAAUAUUGAUAAUAUUGAGAGUAUUAUCGAUUUUAAGAAAAGUAUUUCAAACGAUAAUGAAGAUCAAGAGAUUCCUCCGGUCAUCGAGGAUAUAAUAGAGCAACUCAUACAAGGUCUCCGGGAUAAAGCAAUUACAAUAAGAUGGUCUGCAGCAAAAGGUAUUGGCAGAAUAACGGCGAGAUUGCCAGUAGACUUAGCUGACGACGUGCUAGGAUUCGUGUUGAACCUAUUUUCUGGACGUGAAUCAGAUUCAGCCUGGCACGGCGGAUGUUUAGCGCUUGCGGAACUUGGAAGACGUGGCCUAUUGUUACCCCAUCGCCUGAGCGACGUUAUUCCCGUAGUUCUGCAGGCUCUGGUCUUCGACGAACCUAGAGCUUAUGGAUCGAUCGGUUACCUAAUCCGGGAUGCCGCUUGCUACAUAUGCUGGUCCUUUCCGAGAGCCUACGAUCCGCAUAUUUUCGAACCCUACGUUAAGGAAAUCGCGGCGAUGCUAUUAGUGGUGACGUGCUUCGAUCGAGAAAUAAACUGUAGAAGGGCAGCGUCCGCCGCGUUUCAAGAAAACGUUGGAAGGCAGGGCAACUUCCCGCACGGUAUAGAUAUAUUGACUGUUGCCGAUUAUUUCGAAGUUGGUGUGAGGAGUCACACGUAUCUCAAAAUCAGUGUGCAGAUCGCGCAGUACGAAGAGUACACCAAACCUUUAAUAGACCACCUAGUCGCGAAGAAGGUAACGCAUUGGGACACCGCGAUCAGGGAACUCUCGGCUCGAUCGCUUUUCAAUUUGACACCAGCUGAUCCGCAUUACAUGAUAGACACUGUACUACCGGCAUUAUUGGACAUGCUAAAUUCGAUCGAUCUGAACGUUAGGCACGGCGCGGUAUUAGCCAUCGCGGAAAUUCUGGAAGCUUUAUAUAAUCACUUUAAUGACAAAAUUGAAAAUAUUAUUGGAGCGACGGCCGUAACUAAUAUACAGAACAUAGUACGAACUUUGAGAAGCAGAGGACAAUUCAAAGGGCUUGGAGGAGAGCUCAUGAAACAGGCUUGUGCUGUGCUCAUAAAGAAAUGUUCUGUUGUCCAUUUUCCUGUCCACUUUACAGAUGUUAUUGAUGACUGGCAGAAGUUAUUAGAGGAAUGCUUGAGCCACGAGGUGUCGGCGGUAAAAUUGAAGGCGGCCGAAGCACAUACGAAUUUCUUCGUAGAAUAUUACGACGUAGACAUCGACUAUAAUGCUCGAAGUGCUGUAAUUAAUCGUUAUUUGGAAUCUUUACGAUCGAAUAAUCAGCCCAUAAGAAUAGGAUUUGCACAAGCAAUAGGUCAUUUUCCGUUAUUUGUGAUUCGCGAGAGGGUCAAAGAUAUUAUAGAAACUUUAACAAGAUGCACUCACAUAUCCGAAAGCACGUUGAAAUGGGCGGAAAGCAGAAAGGAAGCUUUACAUUCUUUAACAAUGGUGUUGCAAACAUUAGGAGUUGACGAAGCUGGUAAAGUCCCUAUGCGUUUUCACAUUUCAAUCGACAAUCUGCUAAUCAUUUAUAGAAUUUGUACAGUGCAAUGUGUAUGCUUCUCAGAUAAGUGGCAGUCAUUUAUACCAGAUUUGUACGGUUGCUAUCUAUUGGCUCUCAAGGAAUAUACAAUUGAUAGUCGUGGAGACAUUGGCGCUUGGGUGAGAGAAGCAGCUAUGAUUGGAUUGCAUGUAUUGACAAAUCUAGUGUCGCAAGCGAAAUUGUUAUCUGCGUUAAACGAAAGCUUGAUGGCUAGUAUUAUCGGUGGUGUUGCACAACAAGCUGUUGAAAGAAUAGAUGGAAUUCGAGCACAGGCUGGGACUGUAUUUAGCGCGCUUAUACAUAGCGACCCACCGCUUCCAAAUAUUCCAUAUCAUAACGAGUUAAAAGCUAUAUUCCCCUACAACGAAUGUAAGGAGACUAUUGAGUGGAGAAUGGAAUCCGCGACGUUCCCGCGAUUCAUCAAGCUGCUAACUUUUCAACCGUAUAAAAUGAAUCUGUUACAUGGAAUUAUAUUCAGUGUUGGCGGCUUAAGCGAGUCAUUGGUGAAAUACUCAAGUGUUUCCUUAUUUAAUUAUCUGCAAGAAAUCGAUGAAGCAGGUUUGAAGGAUUUAUGUGAGAAGAUACUAAACAUAUUCGAAGAGAGUCAUAAGAAUGAGAGAAUGAUAACAUCGAUGUUAGCUUUCCUAGACCGUUUAUUGAGCUCAGGCUGCAUCCAGUCUAUUCUGGACGACGCAGAUAAUACAAUCUCGGAACGUAUACUAGCGCUAUUGAAGCAUGAAAUAAAAUAUUCCAGCAAUAUGAAACUGCUCAUCAGUAGUAUAAAUGUUUUUUGUCAAUUGCUACAGGUGCGAGGUCCCGUUGCAAAGAGAGCAUUUUGUCAAUUGAGUAUAUUUUUGUGCCACAAGUACACGUGCUUAAGAAAAACAACGGCUUUACGUACUUACGAAGCAUUAACUCUUUAUGGAGAGGAGAUGGAUGUAGCGGAGGAAGAUUUAGCAAAUAUACUCGUACAAUUAAAUGCAACGGAUUGGGAACAACCUAUCGUAGAUCUACGUCCGAUAAGAAAUCAUUUGUGCGAGCUGAUGAAAGUACCUGCUCCAGUUUUGCAAAUAAAACCGACGAAUUAGGAAAGGCUACUUGAUACAUCACAAAAAUCUUAAUGCUUUUCUUUAUAAAGAAUUAUAUUUUAUUCUUAUAUUUAUAUAACACAUAACAGAGCAAGAUAACUUUAAUUGAAUAUGCUAAAUAACUAAAGCAGAAGUUUUGGCAGUUUUUACGGUCAAGUUAAGACUUUAAUACUAAAUUGCAAUACUGUUUGCAGUUUAAAAAUAUUGUACAUAUGUAUAUGCACAUGUAAGGAUACAUAAUUUUUUUUCCAUCAUGUGCAGGCCUAUAUAUUUUGUAAAAUGCAUUUUAUAAUUUCUAUUGUAUUAUUUUAUACAGAGAAUGAGAAUUGUGUAAAAAAUAUUUCUGUAAUACUAAAAUAGAAAUACUUGCAUUCA